Astyanax mexicanus (Mexican tetra) is the source of this 5803-nucleotide messenger RNA. RefSeq names its product serine/threonine-protein kinase/endoribonuclease IRE1-like. The record is from RefSeq and is a predicted model, not a curated record. Gene Ontology annotation, molecular function: ATP binding; RNA endonuclease activity; protein serine/threonine kinase activity. The coding region runs from base 168 to 3311 and encodes 1047 amino acids. Gene Ontology annotation, cellular component: IRE1-TRAF2-ASK1 complex. The transcript has 22 exons. Gene Ontology annotation, biological process: intrinsic apoptotic signaling pathway in response to endoplasmic reticulum stress; protein phosphorylation; IRE1-mediated unfolded protein response. NCBI's taxonomy places the organism in Eukaryota, Metazoa, Chordata, Actinopteri, Characiformes, Acestrorhamphidae.
AGUAGCCAGCUGAGCUGAGUAGGAAGCGGCAGCAUGGAGAGCAGCGGGUGCUGCUAGUGUUCAGCCAUGCUUCAGUAAACUCGGCGCUGCUGUGGAAUUAUUAAUAUUAAUAAUAAUAUUUUUAUUAUAAUCAUUAGUUCUGUAUGUGAGCUCGGCUCCGCGGCAGGAUGAGCUGGGGGGUGUGCAGCAGGGCGCUGGUCUGGUGCAUUUUCACCGCGAUCUUCACCAACCUGCUGCUAACGGACCGUUGCAGUGCCAGCACCGUCUCCCUCCCCGAGAACCUGCUCUUCGUCUCCACUCUGGACGGAAACCUCCACGCCGUUCACAAACUCUCCGGCCUGAUAAAGUGGACGCUGAAGGAAGAUCCUGUUCUACAAGUUCCUACACACGUGGCCGAGCCUGCAUUUCUUCCAGACCCUAAUGAUGGCAGUCUGUACUCUCUGGGAGGAAAGAACAAUGAGGGACUAACGAAACUCCCCUUCACCAUCCCUGAGCUGGUCCAGGCUUCACCCUGUCGCAGUUCUGAUGGCAUCCUUUAUAUGGGUAAGAAGCAGGAUGUGUGGUAUGUGGUAGAUCUGCUGACAGGAGAGAAGCAGCAGACUCUCACCUCCUCGUUUGCUGAGAUGUUGUGUCCGUCCUCGUCUCUGCUCUAUCUGGGACGCACCGAGUACACCAUCACCAUGUACGACACCAAGAGCCGAGAACUGAGGUGGAACGCCACUUAUUCCGACUAUGCCUCCACACUGCCGGACGAUGACACCAAAUACAAAAUGGCUCAUUUUGUGUCGAAUGGCGACGGGCUGGUGGUGACGGUGGACAGCGAGUCGGGUGAUGUGAAGUGGGUGCAGAACUAUAACUCUCCAGUGGUGGCCAUGUACAUCUGGCAGCGUGAGGGACUGCGUAAGGUGCCGCACACCAACGUAGCGGUGGAAACCCUGCGCUACCUCAUUUACACAGCCGGAGAAAUGGGCCGGAUCACGCAGUGGAAGUACCCUUUCCCCCGAGAGAAGAAACCAGACGACAAGCUUAUGUCUACUCUGUACGUGGGCAAGUAUUCCACCAGCCUGUACGCCUCUCUCUCUCUGGUGCACGAUGGAGUUACUGUAGUGCCUCGCGGGAGCAGCUUCCCCAUGCUGGAGGGCCCCAGCAGUCAGCAGGCGAGUGUGGAGGAGGACCAGGAGUGUGUGAUCACUCCCAGCACCAGCGUGAAGUUCAACGCUGCCCUGAAGGAGCGCAGUCGCAUCAACUACAUGAGGAACUACCUGCUGCUUAUCGGUCAUCAUGAGACUCCUCCUGAGGCUCAUAUGAAGAUUCUGGAAAAGUUUCCAGAAAGCAUUCCUCGCCAACACAGCAACGUCAUCCCCCCCACCACAGAGAAAACCAUGGAAGAGAAGGUGAAUGACAGUGGGAUGGAGGACAGCACGGCCCUGCCCCCUCCUAUCCGCUCUCUGCAGGAGAAGCCCGGGCGCCUGCCCCGCACCGAGGCCCCCGUGGACAGCAUGCUGAAGGACAUGGCCACCAUCAUCUUCUGCACCUUUCUUCUGGCCGGCUGGGUGGCCUUUAUCAUCACCUACCCGAAGAGCAUGCAGAAGCAGCAGCAGCUGCAGCACCAGCAGUUCCAGCGGCAAAUGGAGGAAAAGCUGGAGCUCCUGCAGAAGCAGCAGAUGCUCUUCCAGCCGCCCGGCGACCUGCUGCCCGACGCAGACUUCCUGGAGGUGGCUCGAACCCGCACGGAGAGCUCCAACCACAGCACCCCCAACGGCACACCGCGGGCCUCCAACCACUCCAACCUCUCCAUCUCUGAACUGGGGAGCUCUGCCACCGAGCACGAGGAUGGAGAGGACGACUCCAGCGUUGUUCGGGUCGGAAACAUCACUUUCAAACCAAAGAACGUUUUGGGACACGGUGCUGAAGGGACUAUUGUGUACAGGGGUCAGUUCGAUAACAGACCAGUGGCGGUGAAGAGAAUCCUCCCAGAAUGCUUCAGUUUUGCUGAUAGGGAGGUGCAGCUCUUGCGUGAGUCAGACGAGCAUCCCAACGUCAUCCGCUACUUCUGUACCGAGCGGGACCGGCAGUUCCAGUACAUCGCCAUCGAGCUGUGCAAUGCUACGCUGCAGGAGUAUGUGGAGCAGAAGGAUUUUAAUCGGCAUGGUCUGGAGCCAGUGACUCUUCUGCAGCAAACCAUGUCUGGACUAGCACAUCUCCAUUCUCUCAAUAUAGUUCACAGAGACCUGAAGCCGCACAACAUCCUGGUGUCCAUGCCGAAUGCUCACGGGCGCGUGCGGGCCAUGAUCUCGGACUUCGGGCUGUGUAAGAAGCUGGCGGUGGGCAGACACAGCUUCAGCAGGAGGUCUGGAGUUCCAGGUACUGAGGGCUGGAUCGCUCCUGAAGUUCUCAGUGAGGAUGUGAAGCACAACCCGACCUGCAAAGUGGACAUCUUCUCUGCUGGCUGUGUCUUUUACUACGUGGUGUCUCAGGGAAGUCACCCGUUCGGAAAGUCUCUCCAGCGUCAGGCCAACAUCCUCACAGGAUCCUAUUCUUUAGCCCUGCUGCAGCCAGACAAGCACGAAGACGUCGUAGCCGUGAACCUGAUAGAGCAGAUGCUGAGUGUGGAAUCAGAGAAAAGACCAUCAGCUGAAAGAGUUCUCAAACACCCGUUCUUCUGGACACUGGAGAAAGAGCUGCAGUUCUUCCAGGACGUGAGCGACAGAAUAGAGAAGGAGCCGUUGGAUGGGCCGAUUGUGAGGCAGCUGGAGAGAGGAGGACGGGCUGUGGUUAAAGGAGACUGGAGGGAACAUAUCACAGUGCCUCUACAGACAGAUCUACGCAAAUUUCGCUCCUACAAAGGAGGGUCUGUUCGAGAUCUGCUGCGUGCCAUGAGAAACAAGAAGCACCAUUACAGGGAAUUACCGCAGGAAGUCCAGGAGACAUUGGGCUCCAUCCCGGACGACUUCGUCUCCUACUUCACCUCCCGCUUCCCUCACCUGCUGCUGCACACACACCUGGCCAUGCGCCUGUGCGCCCAGGAGCGCCUGUUCCUGCCCUACUACCACAGCUCUGAACUGAUCUGCAGGACUGUUCACUCACAGCCUGAGCCCAAACCUCCUGAGAUACAGGAACCAUCUCCAUCCACACAGCCGGCGAAUCCGAAUCCAGCAAACCUGGACUGCCCUUUAAUAUCGGAUCAAAAUGAACCGUCCAGAUCUGCUGCAGAGUCUUCUACAGAGCUACCUGCACAGCUACCUGCACAGCUACCUGCACAGCUUCCUGCUCCACCUGUGGAACCCAGACAGGAGGACGUCGCUCUGUAAUCCGUCUCGACUGCAGAAACAUCUCUGAGACACAUUCACAUUCCAGCGUUUGGCCUCCAUGAGGUGGCGUGGUCCGAGCCUGCAGUGCUCGGCCGUGUCUCCACAGGAGCCACCGCCCCUCGUCCCUUCCUAAGUGCCUUAUUUCUUAUUAUUUCUUAAUAUUUUUAACUAUUUUAGACACAAAAGCUCUUUUCAGAGCUGCCUGGUGAUUCCUGGUGAAGCUGGGCUGUGGAGGAUGCCUGAAUUCGAAUCACUAUUUUGAAUCGAAUUAAUAUUAUUAAUAUUAUUAUUUUUUAGUUUUUUGUUAUUCUUUUCGCCCUUAUUUUAUACAAAGGACAUUUUUUAAAAAAGUAUCGUAAAGGCUGAGUACUGUGAUGCUCACGUGUGUCUGUGUAAAGCAAGCAAAGCAAGGACUAAUUUUGUUAUAAAAAGACUUGAAGUGGUCGAGAGUAAUUCUACUGUGCAAUGUCUCCGUGCGUGAUGCGUGAUAUUUGAUACGUGAUACUCGGUGGAAACAGCUCACCGUCGAGUAUAUAUGUAUAUAUAUAUUUUUUAACGUGUUUUGAUGGGUGAUAAUCAGUCCGUGUGGCCGCCGUGCCUUUUUAAAUCUCACUGUGCUCUGUGUGGCUUGGCUGUGAGGUCAGGUUGUGAGGUUAUCGUUAGCCUGUCGCUAUGCUGCUGUUGGCUCUUGGCUGCUGUUGAAUCCAAUGGGAGUUUUUUUUUUUUUUUUUUUUUUAAUGUCGUGGGAAAUUUCAAGCAAAUCAAGUUUAUCGGUUUUUUUUAGCUCAUUUAAAGUUGAUAUUUCUGAUGAAUGAAUGAAUGAAUGUGUGUGUUUAAUUUAAAGGCAGAUUCUAUUCAGAGACUCUUUUAAAGAUAAACUGAUAAAACUCCUGCAUCUGAACUGCAAUUGAAAAAACAGGAGGACCAGUGAGGGUUUUUUUUAGGUUUUCUCGGUCACAUGACAUUGCGUUCAGUAGCUCCUCCAUUUCCACUCACUGUUGUGUUUACAGUACGUGGAUCUCCAUGGAAACGGAGCGCGCCCAAAGUGUAAUUACGGUGCGUGGCAGUGGACAAAUAUCUAUUUUAUUAAACGCGAGGAAACGAAACUUAGAGAUGUGCGUCCGGACGGGAUUAAAAUUACAGGAGGAGCACGGAAAGAGUUCAGAGAAAAACAGUAGAGAAUUCAGCCUGUAAUUUUUUAUCUCAGAGGACAUCUGAGAAAACACGUACAUGGUCGUUCUGGACAGGAAUAAAAUCACCGGAUAGAUCUUAAGUCGUGCCUAUGCCGUAGCCCAUGCUGUAGCCUUAUGCCGGGUUAACAAUACACGAUUUAAACCCAGUUUUUUAGUCGCCAAUAGUUUGUUGUUUAUUACCGACAAAAACCUCUACUCUGAGGGAAAUCGGGAAGUCGCAAAGUGAUCACCUGGCCAAUAUCUUGCAUGCUAAACAUCUGAUCCAGUCUGAGACUGUGAAUCAGUGAGAUUAUGGAGAAAGAUAAAGAGAAAACCACAUGUCCAACCCGAUUCAGAAUCUUUUGCAUGACCAGAGCCAUUUAUGAAAAGUCUGACCACUUUCUGUUAAACUCUAGAGGGCGCUCUCGAGUGAGUCUUCUAUGAAUGGGGUAAAAUGAAGCUAAAAACUCUUGACUUUACUCAGUUGCUCCAUAUGAACCCAUUCAGUUUAGACUCACUUUAAGUGCGUAUUCUCCUCUAUAGAGAUUCUCUAGCAUGGACAUCGCUAGUUCUAGUGUGCGUUUAGUUCUGCCUUGUUUUUCUCGUGAUAAAUGUGUUUUAGAGAGCAGCCAGGUGAGUUGUCGAUAUCCCACAGCGAGAUAUGCCAUAAACAACCAAGAACUGCUCAACUAAGUAAAGAAAAUAAAGCAAUGACUUUAAGAAAUGAAGAUCAGUCAGUCUGAAAGUCGAUUUUAAGAACUUUGAAAAGUAUCCUCAAGUGCAGUCGCAAAAAAGACAGUCAAAAACGUUAUAAUGAUGGAACUGGCACUCAUCAGGAACGACCAAAGGACCUUAUGUGUUCCUUCAUAGUCUAAAUAACUUCACUAUUAAUUUAUUAUGUAGGAAAAAUGUAAAAAAAACUACAGCAUUGAAUGAGAGUGUGUGUUAAGCAAGCGUCUGCCGAUACAUGUAAGAUAAAUGACGAAUGGAAAAGCAUGGUGUGUAAUUUUUUUUUUUUUUUUUUUUUUUUUUAGGAUAAAAAGACUUGCCCUACAGACAUGUCCCCUCUUUUCUGCUAACACUAUUGAUUACAUUUGAGCACAUAUUAACAUUUUCUCAACAUUUUCAAUGCAUUAAUGAGAAAAUAUUCAUACAUUAAAUUGUCACUCUAUAUGUAGUGUCAUGUUCUUAACGGAUCAUUUUAUAAUUUUAUAAUUUAUUUUGUUUUUUCUUUUCCCAUAAAUGAGCGUAACUUGACCUUUUGUACAAGCUGCUACUGUACAAUGCCAAAAUGCAAAAAUAAAGCAUUACAGUCUCUGA